Messenger RNA from Trichobilharzia szidati, 1014 nucleotides. Lineage: Eukaryota; Metazoa; Platyhelminthes; Trematoda; Strigeidida; Schistosomatidae. The record is from the annotation of a GenBank genome assembly.
GAUAUCAUGGCUAUGGUUAAAAUGAAUGUCCUUCAUUGGCAUAUCACAGAUGACGAAUCGUUUCCCUUUGUCUCAACCACCUAUCCAGAACUGUCAGACAAGGGUGCAUAUCAUCCACAAAAGUGUACAUAUGACGAAGAAGAAGUAUCUGAUUUAUUGGAAUACGCCCGUCUCCGUGGAGUCCGGAUCAUUCCAGAAUUUGAUACUCCAGCGCAUAUGUUGUCAUGGGGAAAAGCAUAUCCACACAUACUAACAAAAUGUUACAAUGAUUCCAAGCCAAACGGGAAAUUCGGUCCACUGAAUCCAGCCAAUGAAUCCACGUAUGAGUUUUUGAAGCAAUUCUUCACAGAAGUCAUCGGUAGAUUUCAUGACAGUUAUAUUCAUCUUGGUGGCAACGAGGUAGAUUAUGAAUGCUGGAAGUCGAAUCCGGAUAUAGUUGAAUUCAUGCAGAAAAUGGGAUUCAAUGAUGACUAUUUUGAAUUAGAGAAAUAUCACUUUAUGAAAGUCAUACAAAUUGUCAUGAAUAUGACGACCGAUCCUGACUAUCCAAUGACGCCUAUUGUCUAUCAGGAGAGUUUUGUCGAAGAAUGUGGAUAUGACCAAAGUACAAUAAUUCAUGUGUGGAAGAGUGAUAAUUGGAAGAAUUACACCUUCAAUGCUACUGAAGAUGGACACUCGGUUAUAAUCUCUGGUAUUUGGAAUCUAAACGACUUACAGCAUGACGAUGAUUGGAGUAGAUAUUUUGAACAAAAUAUCAGAGAUUUUGGAGGCACACUCACAGAAUCAAUAGAAGUCCUUGGUGGUGAGGCUGAAAUAUGGAGCACACAUGCGGAUGAGACCAAUGUGAUCUCACUGGCUUGGCCUAGAGGUGCCGCCGUGGCUGAACGACUCUGGUCGAAGCACACUGUAAAUGUUAGUGAAUUUGGAGAGAGAGUGGAAGAACUCCGAUGCAGGAUGCGCCAGAACAACAUACCAGUUCAUCCUUUAAGUGGUUCAGGUUUCUGUCAAUCCUGA